Molecule: messenger RNA, 1920 nt
Organism: Colletotrichum lupini
Lineage: Eukaryota; Fungi; Ascomycota; Sordariomycetes; Glomerellales; Glomerellaceae
Product: multicopper oxidase
Exons: 6
Coding region: 1-1920 (639 amino acids)
Biological process (GO): reductive iron assimilation; cellular response to iron ion starvation
Cellular component (GO): high-affinity iron permease complex
Molecular function (GO): copper ion binding; ferroxidase activity
Source: RefSeq, a predicted model, not a curated record
AUGGCCUUCUCAUCCUCAACAUCGGCCAUCUUGGCCCGAGUCGCCGCCCUCACGCUUCUCAUAUCAACCGCCCUGGCAAGGACCAUCGAGCUCGACUGGAACAUUGGAUGGGUUCUCUCCAACCCCGAUGGCGCCUUUGAUAAGCCAACCAUUGGCGUAAACGGCCAGUGGCCUCUGCCUCUCAUCGAGGCAACAAAGGGCGAUAGGCUCGUUCUCACCGUCCACAACCACCUCGGCAACGCGAGCACCAGUCUUCACUUCCACGGCCUGUUCCAGAAUGGCACCAACCACAUGGACGGCGCCGUCGGUGUCACCCAGUGCGCCAUUCCCCCUGGUUCCUCAUUUACCUAUGAUUUCAAGUUUGAUCAAGUCGGCAUCUACUGGUACCACGCGCACAACGACGGAACCUACCCCGAAGGUCUCCGCGGUCCUCUCUUGAUCCACGACCCCAAGGGUCCCUACGAGGGCAAGUAUGACGAAGAGCUCGUCCUGACUCUCUCCGACUGGUACCACCAGUCCACCCGCACCCUCAUCAAGGAGCUCAUCAGCGUCGAGAACCCUACCGGCGCCGAGCCCGUCCCCAACGCCGCCCUCCUCAACGACACCCAGAACCUCCAGGUCAAGGUCCAGCCGGGUAAGACCUACCUGAUCCGCAUGGUCAACAUUGGCGCUUUCGCCUCCCAGUACAUCUGGUUCGAGGGCCACACCCUGCGCGUCGUCGAGGUCGACGGCGUCUGGACCGACGAGGCCGAGGCCGAGAUGCUCUACAUCGCCCCCGCCCAGCGCUAUAGCGUGCUCCUGACCACCAAGAAGGACGCCUCGGAGAACUUUGCCAUUGUGGGCUCCAUGGACGAGGAGCUUUUUGACGUCAUCCCCGACGGCCAGGACUCGAACGUCACCGGCUGGCUCGUUUACGACGACAAGAAGCCCCUGCCCGAGCCUGCCACCGUCGACGAGUUCGACCCCUUUGACGACUUUGAGCUGGUUCCCUAUGACAAGCAGGAGAUUUACGAAAAGGUCGAUUACUCCUUCGAGCUCUCCGUCAAGAUGGACAACCUCGCCGACGGCGCAAACUACGCCUUCUUCAACGACAAAACCUACGUCCUCCCCAAGGUCCCCUCCCUCUACAGCGCCCUCACCGUCGGCGCCGACAACGCAGCGAACCCCCGCGUCUACGGCACAAACUCCAUCGCACACGUCCUCAAGCACAACGAAAUCAUCGAAAUCGUCCUCAACAACGAAGACGACGGCAAGCACCCCUUCCACCUCCACGGCCACCAGUUCCAGGUAGUCCAUCGCUCCGAGGAAGACGCCGGCGCGUUCUCCAACGAUAGCGAUGUUAGCUUCCCCCGCUACCCGCUUCGCCGCGAUACCCUCAUCGUCGAGGGCAACGGUAACUUUGUCAUACGCUUCAAGGCGAACAACCCGGGCGUGUGGCUCUUCCACUGCCAUAUUGAGUGGCACAUGGACCAAGGGCUCAUUGCGACCAUUAUCGAGGCACCUGAUGUCCUUCAGGGGCUGGAGGUGCCUAAGGACCAUCUUGAGGUGUGCCGCGCCGGUGGAGUGCCGACUAAGGGUAAUGCGGCUGGUAACACCAAGGACGUGCUGGAUCUCACCGGCGAGAACAGGCCUGUGGGACCUUUGCCUGAGGGGUUCACGCCCAAAGGCUACGUUGCCAUGUUUUUCAGCUGCGUGGCUGCGUUUAUGGGUCUGGCUGUUAUUUCAUGGUACGGUGUUUUGGAAUCUGAUAAGCAGUCGAGCGUUGAGGAUUCUGGUUCCGAUGCGGCAAACCGAGAUGAAAAUGAUUUUGAGUUUACAUUUAUCAAUCUGAUUAUACAAAGAGACAUGUCUCAUCGUGUGCCUUUGACUCAAGCUGGAUUCAACGUAUACUGGCCCCGUCUUAGCCAUCACACUAUGUAA